Messenger RNA from Dibothriocephalus latus, 528 nucleotides. Lineage: Eukaryota; Metazoa; Platyhelminthes; Cestoda; Diphyllobothriidea; Diphyllobothriidae. The record is from the annotation of a GenBank genome assembly.
AUGCCCUACGAGAACCACCCAACGCACCAACCCCUCCUAACGGCUGAUUCCAGCCGAACCGGGGACCAUUCUAUGCGUUCCCUUCGUCCGGUGUUGACACCUUCAGCCCAUCCAGCGGUGACCUCCUUCAACGAUUCUGAACAUCUGCCACAACAACAACAACAUCAUCACCACCACCAGCACCACUCCAGUGUCCAGCACCCACCCCACCAACAACCACAAUCCACUCCCCAGCACCGCUUCUCGCACGACCUGUCCGUCCCCGUGAGCCACCAGAUGCCAGCUGAAGAUGCCUACUGGAAGGCUGCAACGGCGGCAGCGGCAGCACCCACUUCAGCGCCUCGGUCUACGCACGGUUCUCCUCUGGUUGGCGGGCCACCGCAGCCGCCAAGUAUGGACGAUGCUGCUAGCGGUCUCUUUGGUCACGCUCCAAACAUGCUGCACAACGUCCAGCAAAACUAUCCCGCCUUUGACCCCCACGACCAUGAGUAUCUGACUACACAUUGCGAGUACAGGGAGAAUCGGCUG